AUGGCGUCCGAUCUGGGGCAGGCCCUCGAGCAUGCAGGUGGAAACGGUCAGAGAAGCGAAGGCGUCUCAAUCCAAACAUUCUUGGCUUCGUUGGCAACUGCCUUGAUCGUCUUCGCGGUCGAAUUCCUGCUCUUCUUACUUCUGAAGGGAAAGCUCACUCGUAUCUAUCAACCCAGAACAUACUUGGUCCCGGACAGAGAACGAACACAACCUUCCCCGCCUGGAUUAUUUCGCUGGAUUGGCCCUGUUUUUCGCACGUCCAGUUCCGAGUUCAUCCAAAAAUGUGGCUUGGAUGCUUAUUUCUUCCUGCGAUACCUGCGCAUGCUUCUCAAGAUCUUUGUCCCUCUGGGUUGCAUAGUACUGCCUGUCUUAUUACCGCUCAACAAAGUAGACGGAAAAGACCAACACUACAAGAAUGCUACUGGGACAGGUGAUCGGUGGAAUGUCACUGGUCUAGAUCAACUGGCCUGGGGCAAUGUCGCCCCGGAGCACGUUCAUCGCUACUGGGCGCAUCUCAUCAUGGCCGUCAUCAUCAUUGUCUAUGUUUGCGCAGUAUUCUUUGAUGAGCUCAAAGGUUAUAUUCGCCUGCGACAGGCGUACUUGACCUCUCCACAACAUCGGCUUCGAGCUUCUGCGACAACGGUACUGGUCACGGCCAUCCCUGACAGCUGGCUCUCAGUCGAGCGCUUGGAUGCCCUCUAUGACGUUUUCCCCGGUGGCAUUCGAAACAUAUGGAUCAACCGCAACUUUGAUGACCUCAAUGAGAAGGUCAAGAUGCGCGAUGCGCUGGCUUUGAAACUGGAGGCUGCAGAGACCGAUCUGAUCGUCAAAUGCAAAAAAGCCCAACUGAAGCAGGCUAAGGCCGCAGCAAAAAAGGCUGGGUUGAGUGCGAAGGAAGUCGACGGCCAGCAGAAGAAAGCCACCGACCAGCAUGCCGCGCAGCUAGCCGCAAGUGCUGGUAUCAGCUCUGGUGAUCCGCAUCAGGCUCACACUAUCAACCAGGUCCUGCAUCGCGAUAUUCAAGGCAAGCACCAUGUGGAAGACGAGGAGCACAGACGACGUAACCCUUUCGAUCCCGCUGUGGAAGCAGUAGGAUUAGUCGGCCACGGUGUGACCAAGUUAGGCAAAUCCGUCCUUGGGAGCUUAAAAAGAGUUGAGGGAGAGGUGGAUGGCACCUUGGCUCGGUCAGGGGGUUAUGUACCGGAGAGCGAACUGGCCAUGCCUGCAAGGAAUGGGGUCCCUCCAGAAGGCAGUGGAAGCAGGCUGCAUGACCCUUCACGACCAAGCGAGGACAGUAUACUCCCAUCAGCAAAUAACGCGGAAGCGUCAUAUGUGAAUGAACAACCCACAAGACCAGAUGCUCCCCGCAGCAAAUCCGACUCAAGACCAAAAAAAAGACCCUUUUGGAAAAGUCGAGGCUCGGCCAAUUCCAAAAUGAGCAGUAGGACGGACGCAGAUGAAUUUCCAUUGACCGCUCCUGAAGAGCCGGUAGAUGGAGAAGCCCCCAGGGAGAGGUCCCCAACUGAUGAAAAGCAAGACGAAAAACGCCGGAAGGGUCAUAAGGAAGGUGAAGAGAUCGAAGGAGAAGAAUAUCCGAUUGCGUACAACGAGGAUUUCGAGAACGAAGAUUAUGGAGAGCCCCUUUGGAAGAAGUACAUUAAGGCAAAAGAUCGCGAUACGAUGAGGUUGCCAAUUUUCGGUCUGAGUUGGAUGCCUUCGCUUUGGCUUAUCGGUAAAAAAGUCGACACAAUAGACCAUUGCCGGAAGGAGGUCGCUCGCUUGAAUUUGGAGAUUGAGGUUGACCAGCAACACCCCGAGAAAUUUCCUCUCAUGAACUCGGCUUUCAUCCAGUUCAACCACCAGGUGGCUGCACAUAUGGCUUGCCAGGCCGUCAGUCACCACCUUCCCAAGCAGAUGGCGCCCCGUAUCGUGGAAAUCUCGCCAGACGAUGUGAUUUGGGACAACAUGUCUCUCAAAUGGUGGGAGCGGUAUCUCAGAACAUUCGGGAUUCUCACGGUCGUCUGCGCCAUGGUGGUUGGGUGGGCAUUUCCCGUGGCCUUUACCGGUCUGCUAUCCCAACUGUCAUACCUGGAAAAUGCCUUCACAUGGCUAGAAUGGAUCUCCAAGCUCCCAGACUGGCUCAUCUCUGCGAUCCAGGGUAUUCUGCCCCCACUGUUCCUGGCCAUUUUAAUGGCGCUUUUGCCUCUGAUUCUUCGAUUUCUCUGCCGAGCGCAGGGUGCCCAUACCGGUAUGGCUAUUGAGCUCACCGUUCAGAACUACUAUUUCGCGUUCUUGUUCGUUCAGCUGUUCCUGGUUGUUGCAAUCUCAUCCAGUUUCUCGACCAUUAUCGACAAUGUCACCAAUGUCACCAGCUGGCCAGAACUUCUAGCACAAAACAUCCCUUCCUCAAGCAACUACUUUUUCUCGUAUAUGAUUCUCCAAGCACUUUCCGUGAGUGCUGGUGCGUUAGUCCAGAUUUUCGGCUUAGUGAGCUGGUUCAUUCUGGCGCCGUUGCUGGAUACGACCGCGAGGAAGAAAUGGGGGCGCACGACAAACCUGAACCAGAUGCAAUGGGGAACAUUCUUCCCUAUCUAUACAACUCUUGCAUCCAUCGGUUUGAUCUAUUGUGUGAUCGCACCCCUGAUUCUAGUGUUCAAUAUCGUUACAUUCGGCCUUUUCUGGUUCGUUUACAGAUAUAACACACUGUAUGUGACCAAGUUCCGCUUCGAUACUGGCGGACUACUCUUUCCUCGCGCUAUCAAUCAGCUCUUUACAGGCAUCUAUGUCAUGGAGCUCAGUUUGAUCGGUCUGUUCUUCUUGGUCCGGGAUGUCAAUGGCAACGUUGCCUGCGAAGGACAGGCGAUCUGCAUGAUCGUGGUUCUAGUGCUCACUAUCGGAUACCAAUUCCUUUUGAAUGAGGCCUUCAGUCCGCUCAUCCGCUACCUGCCAAUCACUUUGGAGGACGAUGCCGUUCGACGGGAUGAAGAAUUCAGUCGCGCUCAACGCGCACGACUCGGUCUUCCCGAGGAGGACGAAACAGAAACUCUUGAGCAGCAACUUGCAGAGAGAGAGCGUGAAGAGCACGAAGCAGAUAGGAGGGCACAGGAGAUCGAGCUUAAGAGGAUUGAAGCCAGCUCCGGACAGCGCUCGUCUACCCAAACGGGAACGUUGAGGUCAAGCCGUCAUUCCUGGGCCGAUCGAUCUUUGAAGUCACGAUCGAAGUACUUCGGAACUAGUUCCAGCAAUUCACUGCCAACCCUGCAACGCGUUCGUGAGAAGAUAACACAUGAUUCCGAAGCCCAAGGCCCUCCCACCGGUAACCGUGGCCACGCAUUGUUCGCCGGCAUUCAUGACGAGCUAGAGGAUCUGACGCCAGAUGAACGUGACCAGCUGGUGCAGCGCGCCUUCCAGCAUGACGCCUUACGAGCGAAACGCCCCGUUAUCUGGAUCCCUCGGGAUGAUCUGGGUAUCAGCGAUGACGAGGUAUAUCGGACUCAACGAUUCAGCAAGCAUAUCUGGAUCAGUAACGAGUACCAAGCACUCGACGGCAAAUGCCGUACGAUCUUCAGCCGCAGUCCGCCCGAUUUCUCUGAGGUGGAUCUCAUUCAAUUGUAA
Molecule: messenger RNA, 3615 nt
Organism: Aspergillus clavatus NRRL 1
Lineage: Eukaryota; Fungi; Ascomycota; Eurotiomycetes; Eurotiales; Aspergillaceae
Product: putative DUF221 domain protein
Exons: 3
Coding region: 1-3615 (1204 amino acids)
Cellular component (GO): plasma membrane
Molecular function (GO): calcium-activated cation channel activity
Source: RefSeq, a predicted model, not a curated record